UGCGAAACUUCUGCACUCCUGACCAAAUAUUCUGGUAAUAACAAGCAUCUCCAUCUUUCUAAUAUGCACUGUAGCUGACACGGCGAAGAACAUCAAGAAAUCAUGAAGGUCUUCCUCCUUUUACUCCUCGUCGUUGCGUUGGCUGUAACCGACGCAGGCCUCCCUGCUUCCCCAGUCAGCCGUAGAAGUGCUGAACCGGAUAAUCCUGCUAUCUGUGAGCUGCCGAAAGAACAAGGAUCGUGCGCCGACUUCGAGUACAGGUUCUAUUACGACCUUCAAAACAGGAACUGUGAUGCGUUCGCCUACAGUGGUUGCCAUGGAAACGAAAACAACUUCGCGACUUUCGAGAUGUGCGACGCUACUUGCGGAAGAAAACGCACAAUUGACAUUUGUGAUCUAAGCCCAGAUAAAGGACCCUGCAAGGGAUACUUCCAGAUGUUUUACUUCGACCCCGAAACGAAGAGCUGCAAGGAAUUCAUCUACGGCGGUUGUCAAGGAAACGGGAACAACUUCGAGACGAAGGAUGAGUGUAUCAUUGCUUGCGAAGGAAAUCCAGAUGAGCUGAGUGAGUAACCUUCUGCACAUGACUGACGAGGGGAAAGAAAAGGUUCUUGCAAUAAAGCUCAAAAUGACUGGAAUGAA
This is a messenger RNA of Ornithodoros turicata, 642 nucleotides long. Its product is annotated as kunitz-type serine protease inhibitor C3-like. Lineage: Eukaryota; Metazoa; Arthropoda; Arachnida; Ixodida; Argasidae. The transcript has 7 exons. The coding region runs from base 103 to 573 and encodes 156 amino acids. The record is from RefSeq and is a predicted model, not a curated record. Gene Ontology annotation, molecular function: serine-type endopeptidase inhibitor activity.